GCGCCGCCGCCCGGCCCGUGCUCUGAAAAUCGUCGUAGUACUCUAGUACAGUAGUAGAUAAUAGUAGUAGUGCUCAAUAAUCGGCACGGAGCAGCAUCAGGCGCCAACAUGCAAGCGGUUGGCACUUUUCAUAUCAUCAUACAAGAGCUAGCUAUACCCAUAUCCAGUCAGACUACUCUGUACCAUGUUUGUACACACAUGUCACGUACACAAGGGCGUUAUUUUGUAGUUCACUGUGUGUGAAGGAUUGAACCGUUGUGACUACACAUCAUGGACACUAGUUAAAACAUAUACGAUGUACUCUACUUUCCUCUCUCUGCCACGAUAUGACUGAAGAGGCAGUCAAUGUGUCACCAUUCCGCAUGAACUGUAGCAAGUGAAUCGCGUUCUUCGUUCAAAUUAUGUAUGGUUGGCUGAAACAAAUUGUCGUGUUGUGGUUUUCUGCCUUACUUAGUCUCAUCAUCAUCUCAUGUCUCUAGUCUAUUCUAGUCUCUUUACACAUGUUAUUGCAUGCAUUGUUACCAGUGCAGCUACGUACGUACGCGCUCUUCCAACUGCAUGCCGAAGCCGACCCCACCCGCAUACUAAUUUGUUGUUGCUUCAAAAGUGUAUUGUAGGUGAGAUUUUCAAGGGCAUUGGACUUUGCCAGCUAUACCAUUACGACCAUCAUGCCGUUUACAAAGGAGGAAAAGGCCAAGUUGAAGGCUGAACGAUUUCGAGCUGAAUUAGCCGAAGUGAACAACGAAUAUGAUGAAGGGGAAGUACCGGUACAGGAUGAUACAAAUGCAGACGGGAAUGGUUCUGAAGGAUUCAAGCAUUGCUGUGCACCUUUUGGUUGUAACAUUGGUCAAAUGGUGAAUAUUCAAGACCCAGAUGACGUUGAAAAAGUGGUGUGUAAUAAUGCUGAUUGCACUUAUGGUGUGUACAUGCACAAAACUUGCUUCCAGCAAUGGGAAGAUGAAGUUCUUACCUUCUUGCGUUCAUCUGGACGAGCUCGAAGCUGGUCUGAAAAACAAAGGCGACAGAACCUCUGGACUAAAAAAGGUUACGAUUUGGCAUGGAAGGCAUGUUCAUGCCAAUGUGCUAAAGGGCACUUGCGGAAGGAUCUAGACUGGAUUCCUCCAAAGAAAUUGCUUGCUGAGAAUGAGGAAGGUCAGCAUCGUAAGCAACGACGCCGUAAAAAAUCUAGUGACAAACCAAGUAUUGGUAAAGCAACAACCCUUCCUCCAUCUUCACACACAGGAAGUGGACAUGUUAGACACCGUCAUGCAUCUGCCUCAUCCAGCGAGAAUCACACCCCACCACAAAGCCCAGUUGUGAGAAGUAACAGUCUUUCCUCACCGAACCAGUCCCCUCGCACUAGUGGAAGUUCAUUGUCUACGAGCUAUAAUAGUAAUCAUCAUGGCCUUGAAAAUCUAAGUCAACAAGAACAAAGCAAGCAGCAGUCUGGGGUUUCAUUUGAAUGGCCAUCAUCACCUGGACAGUUCAGCAGUGGUGAUUGUAUGUUUAGUGCUAGCAGUAAUUCCAGAGGAGAACAAAAUCAACCAGUAGGAGGUUUUGGGAUUUUAUUACCAGGAAAAAAGCAAUUGCAUAAUGAAGAAAAAAAUGGACAAAAACUAAACUCUCGCAAAUGUCAUAAAAUGCCUGACGCUUAUGACGCAACUUAUGCACGUACUCUGAUGAUACCAUUUAUACAUCGGAUAGAUCUUUCUACAUUCGUCAAAUUAUUGCCACCCCAGAAAUGUAACCCAUAUCAUAUAAAAAUGGAUGAUGACAGUGGACCAGAUAAUGAUGAAGUAAGGGGCUUUAUAUUUAAUGCUCUAACCACACAUGGUGUUACAGCCGUGGUUUGUUCCUUGUGUCAGAACAGUUUGCCAGUCUUUGAUUGUUAUCCUCUUAUUGAUGGAACAUUCUAUUUGACACCCCUAAAUCACAGUGAUGUGACUCUAAGUCUGGUUCUAAAUGGUCGUGUCCAGUAUCUUGGUGCUGUUUGCAUGCAGUGUUUGGAAGGAGUCAAGCGUAUCGUGUGCCGUACAUGUAAAUCACGUUGGGAUGGGAGCCACCACCAACUCGGCACACUCUACUCUUACGACAUAUUUGCAGCUUCUCCAUGUUGCUCGGAUCGUGUCAGCUGCAAAAAAUGUGGAAAGCCAGUAGUUGACCCUACUCGAGGGACCCACUUCUUCAGUGACUAUUCCCAGAACGUUCAAUGUCCUCAUUGCGGUGUACCUGAUUUCCACUUUGUCAAACCACUUAGCAGCUACGAGGUUCUUCUGCAUGAAUUUAACAGGUGUUGAUGUUGAAUACAAACUAAUUCAAACUUUAAAGGAUUUGGAUACUUUUUCUAAAUGUCCACAGAUUUGCAUUAAAUUUAAAUUUACAGGGUCUGA
Messenger RNA from Asterias rubens (European starfish), 2390 nucleotides. Its product is annotated as headcase protein homolog. The record is from RefSeq and is a predicted model, not a curated record. The transcript has a single exon. NCBI's taxonomy places the organism in Eukaryota, Metazoa, Echinodermata, Asteroidea, Forcipulatida, Asteriidae. The coding region runs from base 669 to 2297 and encodes 542 amino acids.